GCCAUGUCAAUACCCAGUAACAUUUGCUCACCAUGUUUUUUCAGCAAGCAACAAGUCUUCCAAGUGACCAAAAACCCACUUCUAAUCAAGGAAGCAGCAUGGAUAUGCAGUUUAUUUACGACCUUUUAGGGGAAAAUGCUUGGUUGUACAUCAUUUCUACCUUUGUGGUGAUGUGGAUUAUCGUGUGGCUGUACAGAGACAGCCUGGAGAUAGGGGACAUCCCUGACAAGUAUGUCUUUGUGACCGGCUGUGACUCAGGUUUUGGAAACCUGCUGUGUAGGAAGCUCGAUCGUAAAGGUUUCCAUGUGCUGGCUGGCUGUCUCACAGAAAAGGGAGCUGAUGACCUGAAAAGGGUGGCUGGGCCUCAUUUGAAGACUGUCCUGCUCGAUGUGACCAAUCUGGACAGCAUCCAGAAAGCCAUGGAGUGGACAAAGAAGGAAGUUGGCGAUAAGGGACUUUGGGGAAUUGUGAACAACGCUGGACGCUCAUUACCCAUGGGUCCUUCAGAGUGGAUGAAAGUGGAGGAUUUCCACAGCACACUGAAAGUCAACAUGAAUGGGGUGAUUGCCAUGACGAUGACUUUCCUGCCCCUCAUCAAAAUGGCUCGCGGCCGUAUUGUGAACGUAGCAUCAGUGCUGGGCAGGGUGGCAGCAAACGGUGGUGGAUACUGCAUCUCCAAGUUUGCAGUGGAGUCCUUCUCUGACUGCCUCAGGAGAGAUAUAAACUACUUUGGCAUCAAUGUGUGCAUCAUUGAGCCGGGGUUUUUCAAGACUGCAGUGACGAGCCUCGAGCCCCUCGAGAGGGAGCUGCAUCGCCUGUGGAACCAACUCAGCCCUGAAGUAAAAGCCAGCUAUGGAGACAAGUAUCUUGAUAAGUACAUCAAGAUCCAGCGUUUGAUCAUGAAUGCAGUCUGUGACACUGACCUCUCCAAGGUGACCAACUGCAUGGAGCACGCUCUGACUGCUGCCCACCCGCGAACCAGAUACAGCGCCGGCUGGGAUGCAAAGCUUCUCUGGAUCCCCCUCUCUUACAUGCCUUCCUGUGUAGUUGACAUUGGGCUGAAGCUGGUGCUGCCUCGCCCCUCAAAGAGUGUGUAACUCAUGGUGACGCUGAAGACAUGUCUUCAAAGUUAUUAGCCUUUUUAUGUCAUUCCGUGACAUUUUUAAGCAGCAAGGAGGUUGAAAUGAAUGCUUUGCCUUUCAAAAUACCCAUAUUCCUUAUCUACGUUGUCCAUGCAAUGAUCUGAUGUUGCAAUUCUUAAAAUAUGUAUAUGCGCACAAUCUCCCAUGUAAAAGUAUUUUUUUCUUAUCUAAUGUCUUCUUGAGAUAUUUAGACAAUAUGAAAGAAAACAAUGAAACUGUACUGUGUAAUUUACUGUUUAAUUAUUGUAUCUUUUGACACUGUUAUUUAUGGUCCUUGAUUGAAGUUCCUCAGAAUGCAAUGAUCUUAUUGUGGACACAAAUAAAAUAAAUGGCUAAAAGCUUUACUACGAAAA
Molecule: messenger RNA, 1495 nt
Organism: Micropterus salmoides (largemouth bass)
Lineage: Eukaryota; Metazoa; Chordata; Actinopteri; Centrarchiformes; Centrarchidae
Gene: rdh5
Product: retinol dehydrogenase 5 (11-cis/9-cis)
Exons: 5
Coding region: 33-1097 (354 amino acids)
Molecular function (GO): oxidoreductase activity
Source: RefSeq, a predicted model, not a curated record